This is a messenger RNA of Lactuca virosa, 1239 nucleotides long. The record is from the annotation of a GenBank genome assembly. Lineage: Eukaryota; Viridiplantae; Streptophyta; Magnoliopsida; Asterales; Asteraceae.
GUAACUAUAAAAAGUGGUCACAUUUAACAUCUAACACCAUCAAACCUCAGCUCUACUUGAAAACAUUCCAACCUCGAUAACAAUCAACACUUCCUCAAAUUUUAUUUGAUCGACACCAUGGGUGAAGCCGUUAUGUUCCCUCUCACCUUUGAUCACCAUGAAUCGAAAGGCAUCAUACCCGAGAAUAUGAACGGGAAUGACGAUUCAUGGUUUGAAGAAGUUAUCGAUGAUGAUCUUAAAUGGUCUUUCGCUUUAAACAGCGUGCUGCAUAAAGUGAUAAGCGAGUAUCAAGACAUAGUUCUCUUGGAUACAAAGCACUUUGGAAAGGCGUUGGUAAUUGAUGGGAAGAUGCAAAGUGCAGAAAGCGACGAGUUCAUAUACCAUGAAUGCUUGAUUCAUCCUCCUCUUUUAUCUCAUCCCAACCCAAAAGCUGUGUUCAUAAUGGGAGGUGGUGAAGGGUCUACUGCUAGAGAAGCACUUAAGCACAAGUCCAUUGAAAAAGUAGUCAUGUGUGAUAUUGAUCAGGAGGUGGUUGCCUUCUGCCGUGAACAUCUCACUGCAAAUAAAGAAGCCUUCUGUAACAAGAAGCUUGACCUCAUCAUCAAUGAUGCCAAGAUUGAACUAGAGGAGAGGAAAGAGAAAUUUGACAUAAUAGUCGGAGACUUGGCUGAUCCAGUUGAAGGGGGGCCUUGCUAUCAACUUUACACAAAGUCCUUUUAUCAGGAGAUCCUCAAACCUAAGCUUAAUCCCAAUGGAAUCUUUGUUACACAGGCUGGACCUGCAGGGGUGUUUACACACCAAGAAGUGUUUUCAUCUAUUUACAACACCAUCAAGCAGGUCUUCAAAUAUGUGGUAGCAUACACUGCACAUGUGCCUUCUUUUGCUGAUGAAUGGGGAUGGGUUAUGGCAUCAGAUGCACCGUUUUGUAUCGAGGAAGGGGAAAUAGACAAGAAAAUACGAGAAACAAUCAAGGGAGAAUUGUUGUAUUUAGAUGGUGCUUCAUUCUGCUCCUUAACAGUUCUUAACAAAAUGGUUUCCUCAACAUUGAAAAGUGAGACUCAUGUGUACACCGAGGAUAAUGCAAGGUUCAUUCAUGGCCAAGGAGUUGGGAAAAAGUGAAACCUUUAAAAGGUUUUCUUAUGUUUAUCUUCUUUAGAGAACAAAUCAAGAUGUAAACAUUGCUAAAAUUAUUUGGAAUUGGGAUUUGGGAGUUUCUAGUUUAUAAAAUAUACACCCACG